AGAUCACUCAUUCACAUCCAAAGCUUCACUGACACUUCAAUAUGGACAAUCCAGUCACUUAUGAGGAACUGAAGACUCUUCUGGCCAACAGCAAAAACCUGAUUCUGAUUGACGUUCGUGAGAAAAACGAGGUGGACCAAGGAUGCAUCCCCAGAUCCACCCACAUUGCCCUUGGGACUGUUGAGGCUGCUUUUAAAAUGAAUCCAGCAGACUUCCAGGCCACAUAUGGGAUUCCCAAACCUGCAGUGGAUGCACCUGAGCUGGUGUUCUACUGCCGAUCAGGAAAGCGAUCAGCAGAGGCCAUCAGCAAAGUCAAACAACUUGGAUAUGUGACAGCACGCAAUUACACCGGCUCCUACCUUGACUGGGAAAAGAGGGAGGGAUGAAUAAUGAGGAAGAGCCUCACCCUGAGCACUAUAUUUAUAUAAUAAUAUAAGACCUGAAAAAAUGUUGGAAGAGAUUUUUUUUUAUGAAUAAUUUGA
Cyprinodon variegatus (sheepshead minnow) is the source of this 482-nucleotide messenger RNA. Its product is annotated as thiosulfate sulfurtransferase/rhodanese-like domain-containing protein 1. NCBI's taxonomy places the organism in Eukaryota, Metazoa, Chordata, Actinopteri, Cyprinodontiformes, Cyprinodontidae. The record is from RefSeq and is a predicted model, not a curated record. Gene Ontology annotation, molecular function: thiosulfate-cyanide sulfurtransferase activity. Gene Ontology annotation, cellular component: mitochondrion. The coding region runs from base 42 to 386 and encodes 114 amino acids. The transcript is spliced from 4 exons.